Messenger RNA from Exophiala spinifera, 987 nucleotides. RefSeq lists its product as uncharacterized. The record is from RefSeq and is a predicted model, not a curated record. Gene Ontology annotation, molecular function: oxidoreductase activity, acting on the CH-OH group of donors, NAD or NADP as acceptor. Lineage: Eukaryota; Fungi; Ascomycota; Eurotiomycetes; Chaetothyriales; Herpotrichiellaceae. The coding region runs from base 1 to 987 and encodes 328 amino acids. The transcript is spliced from 2 exons.
AUGAGGGUCUUACUAACUGGAGGAAGCGGAUUUGUGGCAACACAUGUGCUUCAGAAACUCCUCGAGCGUGGUCACCAGGUGGUCACAACUGUCCGGUCUGACGAGAAAGGGCGAUUUCUUCUAGACCUGUUCAAAGGGAAACCCGUCGCCUAUACGAUCGUCAAGGAUAUCGCGGCUGAAGGCGCAUUCGACAAGGCUGUUAGGUCAGAACCACCCUUUGAAGCCAUCAUUCACACCGCUUCACCCUUUCACUACAAUGUGCAAGACAACAAACGGGACAUGAUAGACCCGGCGGUGAAUGGUACUACUGGUAUUCUCAAAGCCAUUGUCAAGUACGCUCCAUCUGUCCAGCAUGUGGUGAUCACAUCAUCAUUUGCGGCCAUUGCGAACCCAAAAGCUCCACCAAAGGUAUACACCGAGGAGAUCUGGAACGACAUGACGAUGGAAGAAGCACUUACAACCAUCAAUCCGCAAGCAGCUUACCGUGCAAGCAAAACGUUCGCUGAAAAGGCUGCAUGGGAGUUUGUUAAGACCCAAAAGCCAAAUUUUGGGCUGACCGUGUUGAAUCCGCCCAUGAUCUAUGGACCUGUGAUUCACGAGGUGGCUUCUCUAGACGCACUGAAUACUUCGAGCAAACGGAUUUUGGAUCUGAUGUUGGGUAAUCCGCGACAUGGACCAGUUGGUUCUCCGAUUUACGUCGACGUCCGCGACCUCGCUUUGGCACAUGUCCUCUCGAUCGAGAAACCCGAAGCCUCAGGACAGCGGAUAUUCAUGGCUGCAGGAAUGGGGUUGGAGAGAGAGAUGGGCGAUAUCAUCAAACGAUCUUUCCCACAACUCGCAAAGAAUGUCCGCGACGACCUUGUCGGAGAUAUGCCACCUUAUAGCAUCAAUAAUAGCAAGGCCAAGGAGAUACUAGGGAUAUCUUACCGUAGUUUGGACGAGACGGUGGUCGAUACUGUCAAAUCACUCCAGGCAUUGGGAGCUUGA